Molecule: messenger RNA, 1956 nt
Organism: Papaver somniferum (opium poppy)
Lineage: Eukaryota; Viridiplantae; Streptophyta; Magnoliopsida; Ranunculales; Papaveraceae
Exons: 3
Coding region: 1-1956 (651 amino acids)
Source: RefSeq, a predicted model, not a curated record
AUGAAGGUGGUAAGGGAUUUUGAGAGAUGGGGAGCUAUUAAUUGGAGACUCAAAUACACUUUUAUUUCUCUAAUUCCUAAGAAGUCUAAUGUGGAGGAAAUCAAAGACCUUCGUCCUAUUAGUCUUACCGGUAGAAUUUACAAGGCUAUCUCAAAGGCUCUAGCGGAGAGAUUCAAGAUUAUGUUACCAAAGCUCAUCUUUAAUCACCAAAGUGCUUUCAUUAAGGGUAGGCAAAUCACUGAUAGCAUCCUCAUUGCUAAUGAAUGUCUAGAUUCUAGAAUCAAAGAAAAGAAGCCUGGAAUAAUUUGCAAAGUUGAUCUUGAAAAGGCGUUUGAUCAUGUGAAAUGGUCUUUUGUUGAUGAAGUUUUGCUUCGAAUGGGUUUUGGAGAUCGGUGGAGAACCUGGAUUAAGGGUUGCAUAGAAAAUGUUCCUUUUUCUAUCCUUGUUAAUGGCUCUUCCCAUGAUAAAUUUUCAAGUCAAAGGGGUCUCAGGCAGGGAGACCCCUCUCUCCCUUUCUGUUCUUACUUGUUUUUGAGGGUCUUCGGUGUUGGCGAAGUUUCAAAUAUUAAUGAGUUAGCUGAAGUUUUUGGGUGCACUUCUGAAUCUUUGCCUGCCAUCUAUCUUGGAAUGCCCCUUGGUGAUAAUUCAAGGUCAGCAACAAACUGGGAUAGGAUCAUUGAAUUGUGUAAGAAUAGGUUGGCUAAUUGGAAGAAAAGAUUUGUCUCAAAAGCGGAAAUUGAAAAAGUGAUUAGCUGUUUUAUGUGGGACGAUUGUAACGGGGGAAAGAAACACAAGUGGGUCAAGUGGUCUACAGUUUGUAAACCUUUGAAUAGGGAAGGCUUGGGUAUAAGAAGUCUUUCUCAUUUUAAUAGAGCGAUGCUCAUGAAAUGGUGGUGGAGGCUAGGAAGGGAGAAAAAUUCGCUGUGGUUUAAAAUCAUUAGCGAAAAAUAUGGAAUUACUAAUUUGGGUUGGAAAACUAAACCACCAAAGGGGGUUGAUGGUUCUAGUGUAUGGCGAUAUAUAUACUCUGUCUCCAAUGAUAUCUUUAAUAAUGUGCAAUUUAAGGCUGGAAAUGAUGAAACAGUGCGCUUUUGGGAAGAUCAGUGGCUCCAUGAAGGUAUUCUCUCUUAUUUAUAUCCUAAUCUCUACCAAUUGUCUAUCCUUAAAGGAGCUUCUAUUAAGCAAUGUUGUUCUACUUCUCUUUCUUCUUUUUCUUGGGAUUUGGGGGUUUCUCACAGAAGACUCUAUGAUAUUGAAAUUCAAGAACUUUCUUAUCUAUUACUAGUUCUUCAGAAUUCUUCUAUAGAUGAAUUGGAAGAGGAUGUGAUGAUUUGGAAGAACCAUAAGUCAGGAUUAUUCACUGUGGCAUCUGCUUACGAGCUUGAAGUUGGUGAUACAGAUGUGGUCUCAUUCCCAAAAGAGAAAAUUUGGUCUACUAAAUGGCCUCAUAAGGUGGGGUUCUUUUUAUGGCAGGCCGCUCUAGGUCGUCUCCCUAUUUUAGAUAACUUGCAGAAGAGGGGUAGUGCUCUGACUACUAAUUCCGGCAACCCACGACCAAAUAUUUGCAAGCUUUGUGAUCUUUUUGCGGAAGAUGCGAAUCAUUUGCUCUUGACUUGUCCUUUUGCAGUUGAGGUUUGGCAUUACUUUCUUUCCAGCGCUAAUUUUACGGGGUCUCUGCAGCUGACUGUGUUAGAGGUUUUGAAAAAUUGGAAGAGCCGUCAUCUCUCUUCUCAAGCUAAGGAACUUUGGGAUAGAUUACCUGCUAGCAUCACUUGGAGUUUAUGCAAGGAGCCUAAUGCUCGUACUUUUGAAGGGAUUCAAAAAACAAGCGAAGCUAUCAUUACCGAGAUAAAAAUUCAGACUAUUCACUGGGCUUCCGUUCAUACGUCUAUGCAGGGAGUUGCAAUUAAUGAUGGGAUUGUUAACUGGAGUCAUAAAUUUUUUGAUCCUCAUUAA